Molecule: messenger RNA, 2515 nt
Organism: Solanum lycopersicum (tomato)
Lineage: Eukaryota; Viridiplantae; Streptophyta; Magnoliopsida; Solanales; Solanaceae
Source: RefSeq, a predicted model, not a curated record
CUUACCGAUCCCGACGAGUCAAAGGAACUUAUGGAUUCUUUUUAGCUAACUUCAAGUUGUUUAUUUGAAUUUAAAAAUGUUUUGGUACAGUAUUUUUUAUUUAGUUUUUUAAGUGUUGUAAGCUUAAGUUCUCUCAAAGGAGAAUCAAAGAAAUUAGCCCUUUAUUCUUGUCUUUGUGUAUUAGCUAAUCUCUAUUGUUUUUCUAUCUUUUUUUUUUCUUCUCUCUCUUAGCUCAUAUUUCUUUAAAGAUUUCUGAUUUUUUGGGUGUUUUACAGCUAAUGUAUACAUAGUGUUUAUGCUUGUUCAUUCAGCCAAGAAAGUCACUUUGCAGAUUGCAGUUCAAGAUCAUCUUUUUAUCAAAGAAAUAAGGUGUUUCUAUGUUGCUAAAGAAUCUCGUCUGACAGAUUGAUGGUUAUACCUGCAGAAAUAAGGAGUUUUGAUGUUGCUAAAGAAUCUCAUGGAGGACAAGCAGCUGAAUUUGGAUCAACCGUUUCUGUCAGUAAGACGAGCCUCUCCAACAGUGGCUUCUGGGAGUGAUGAGACAAAGAAGACUGAAUAUUCUCUCCCCUCCGUAACUCAUCCUCCUCGUUACAAAUCAGAACUGAAGUCAGGUCCAGUGAGGAAUCCAGGAGUUGUGCCAUUCCGCUGGGAACAGAGCCCUGGAAAACCCAAGUAUGAAAGCAAACGGCAAAUUCGUGCUACUGAGAAACCACCUAUUGCCCCGAGACUUCCCCCAGGGAGGAAGCUGAAAGAUAUCCAGGAUUCUGAUAAAGCUCAUGAAAGUCAAAAUGUUAGUGAAAGCCAAACAGGAAAUGCUCAACAUUUCACACCGAGUUGCAUGAAUUUGGAUGAAAAGGUGAAGAAGAUUGAGAGUAUUGACUGCUCAAAAGAUAUGAUACAGGAUAUGGAAAAAUGUGAUUCAGAAGAUGCUGAUGAAGUAUAUUUGGAUGCCUCCAAUACACUUUCAAGAACUGAAUCAUUCUUCGUGAAUUGUAGUGUAAGCGGCUUAAGUGGAUUAGACGAACCAGAAGCAAAACUAUCUGGUACUUCUUUAAGAGAUCCACAAGCUAGAGAUUUCAUGAUUGAUCGGUUUCUGCCAGCAGCCAAGGCCAUGGCUUCAGAAAAGUCUUUAGAAACGCCUCAGUAUGCUCCCAGGAAGCAACCAGCUGUUCAGGAGCAACCAAGACAACUCAAGAAAGUACUAAAUGGGGAUAAGAGGCCUCAGCUGCGCUAUGGACCUAGUUUUGCACUUCGUUAUUCCCAAUUCCAUGAUAACUAUGAAGAAGAAAGUGAUGAUGAUAGUUGUUAUGAUGGAAAUCUACCUACCAAAGUUUGUGGAUUAUUGCCUCGUUUUUGCUUGAAAAGUUCGUUUUGUCUGAUGAAUCCUAUACCUGGAAUGAGUGCUAGAACCAGAGUACCAAUGUCUCCUGCCAGUAGAACACAGACUGGAUCAUCAUCUACCGCUUCUUGCAGUGGAUCAGAGAAUGAGCAGUCCAAAUCUGAGUCAGUGGCCGGAUUUGUCACAGUUCAUGCGCAUGAGGACACAAAUGAUCGCUUUCAAGAAUUAUUUGAUUAUCAGAACAUUGCAGGUGAAGCGGAUUUAGCAGCUCCUCUGGCAGAGAAAACUCUGCAUGUAGAUAUUGUACAUAAGGUGGAAUCUCCAAUUAUGAAAUCACCUCCUAAAGCGGAGAGACCAUUUAACUUACAGGAUGAGAAUCAAGAUGUUCUUAAAAAGAUGGCAGAACAAAAGCCCUCUGUCGAUUCUUCACUUAGUUAUUUUCCACCAAUAUCAGCGGAAAAAUUGAACAAUGGAGGGGAAAUGAUGGCACUGACAGCUUCUGAACAAGCUCAUUACCAGGAUGCAGUCACCUCAGUGAAACGCAAAGAUGAUGUUAAACGAAGUACCAGAAAGCAAACAGUACGAAAAGAAAAGUUAGAAAACUCACGCGUAACACAUUCAAAGCUUCCUGCUCCCCCUCCUUUACCAAAAUCUCCAUCUGAUUCAUGGCUUUGCCGUACUUUGCCUUCACUGUCCACGAAAAAUCCAUCUUCAAGAUCAUAUGUUGGGACAGGAAUAAGUCCUAACAACCAAUCUUGUAAGCCACUAUGUAGUGAUCCCAAGUGGGAAACAAUUGUUAAAACAACAAAGGGACAUCAACAGCAUUUGCGAUAUACUGAGGAAAUGAUGACAUUGACACCUAUACCAGAAGCUCAAUAGAAGACAUAGAGGUUGUUUCCCAUGCUUUCCCCGCGUAAAUGAAAUAAGUUCCUCGGGUAAAACUAUCAAUACAACUGGUUGCAAGAUGAUUGAAAAUAUUCAGUUUUUGUCUGAUUUUACACUACCAAUUUCCAGUUUAUGAUGGGUUUAUAAAUGUAAGUUUUGUGCCCAAGUUCAUAUUCUGUUAUUUACACCAUGUGAUAGGAGUCUUUGUACAGGUGUUUAUAAGAGUAAACUUGAAGUCCCCUUAUAUAUGAGUUGAUUCAUAAUAAAAAAAGUUUUCUGGUUUUAUGCACA